Molecule: messenger RNA, 855 nt
Organism: Striga hermonthica
Lineage: Eukaryota; Viridiplantae; Streptophyta; Magnoliopsida; Lamiales; Orobanchaceae
Source: the annotation of a GenBank genome assembly
AUGGUGAUUUCGUGGCUACUGAACUCGAUUCACCCAGACAUAGCAAGUAGCGUCAUCUAUGCUGAAACCGCAUCAGAAAUUUGGGCUGAUCUUGAGGAGCGCUUCUCACAAGGAAAUGACUCCAGAAUUUUUCAAAUAAAAAGAGAGAUUGUGGAACAUAGACAAGGGCAACAAUCCAUCUCAGUUUACUACACAAAACUGAAAGCCCUUUGGGAUGAGCUUUCAUCAUAUCAUGGGCCUUUAACAUGCUCUUGUGGAGGACUGGAACAACUCAAGAAAAUGGAUGAAAAAGAGAGAGUUAUGCAAUUUCUCAUGGGACUAAACGAGAGUUACGCUGCUGUUCGUGGACAAAUCCUAUUAAUGCAACCUCUACCAGACACUCGUCGAGUCUAUUCUCUCAUCCUCCAACAAGAAAAACAGGUUGAAGUCUCAAUUAAUCAAGGAAAUAUGAACCAUCAUGCCAUGCUGGUGGAUCAAAAUUCAAAAAUUUCUCAAGUCCAUAAAGUUCAAAAACACAAGACGCAGCGACAUUCUUCCUACUGUGAUCUCAACAAUCAUAGCAUUGAGCGGUGCUAUUAUCUUCAUGGGUUCCCGACAGGCCAUAAGCUACACGGAAAAAGUGUGAAACCUCCAAAUCAACGCCAAAAUAGUACAAAUAAUGUAAAACUCGAGAGGAACAUUGCAUCAGAUAACAACAACGGGAAGUCUGUUCAGAAUCCUGAUGGUGCGAGACUUACAACCGAGGAGUACAAUCAACUCUUGGCCAUAAUUCAGAAAACAAUGACGGUAACUCUCAACGAUUUGCUAAUACUACAGGUACUAUCAAACCAAUAUCUCAUAUUUCCCAGCACUUAA